CACAGAGCGCGCGGCGCGGCGCAAGAGCUGGGCACGGUGCGCGCUUUCAUCCUUCACAGUGGACUGCAAAAGAAUAAAUAUAUUCUGUUGUGGGUUUUUUUUUUGUUGUUGUUGUUUUUUUUUGAAGAACAGUGUUUUGUUCUCGUGUCUCGAACCUGCAACUUAAUCAUAAUUAAUUCCGAGGCGGCUGCGGGAGGAGGGCGACGCUCAAUCAUCCCGGGACCGGAGUGAAACCUCACCGCGAGCGCCUGGCGCAAGGGAAUAAUUAGUCGCACAGUGUGUGACAGCGUUGUCAGACCCGAGAAAGACUGUGGAAGCCGGAGAGGACAAGUGAGGACUGACGGAGCCUGUGAAGUUUCUCCGUGCGCCAGGCUUGUGUUUUUUGAAAGGAGAAGGGGGGAAAGUGUUGUGGAGGUUUGCCCCUCUCCAAUGCGUCGCUUCCCUGUGUAUACUGAUGGACUCAGUACGGUGAAAUUUGGAAUAGCCUUCCCUUGUUUGCAUCAGUUAUAGACGAUAUCUCAGACCGCAAUGCUGCCCUGCAUCAUUUUCAUCGGCUUGUUUCUCACAGCGGCCCGAUCCCAAGAUAUCCAUCCCUCACAGGCAUCAUCCUCUAUUAGUGAGUCUUGUGAGUCCUUGUGCUCCUGCGAAGGAAAAGAUGGCAUUCUUCAUCUUAACUGUGAGCAGAGAAACAUCAGCAAAAUCUCCCAAAUCAAAGUCCCGUCAGGUGUGCCCUUCCACCUGAACCUUUACAAAAAUGACUUGGUUGAGCUCCGCGCCGAGGAAAUGGAAGGGCUUAAGAAUGCCCUUUCGCUGCACAUCGGGGGUAAUAGCAUACAAGAGCUGGAACCAGGGGUCUUUAGCACUCUCGGUUCACUGAAAAAACUCCACAUAAAUAGCAAUUUCCUCGUCACUCUGAAAGAGGACACUUUUCAAGGCCUGGUGAAUUUGGAGUUUCUCCAAGCUGACACGAAUUUCAUUCGGGUCAUCGAGCCGGGGGCCUUCAACAAACUGAUCCGCCUCAAGGUCCUCAUCCUCAAUGAUAAUUCCAUCGAGUUUUUACCCAGCAACAUUUUCCGGUUUGUGCCCCUCACCCACCUGGACUUGCGUGGCAACAAGCUUCAGACGCUGCCUUAUGUUGGGUUUUUAGAGCACAUCGGGCGGAUAAUGGAGCUCCUCCUGGAGGACAAUGUGUGGGUGUGUGACUGUGAUAUUUUGCAUCUAAAAAUCUGGAUGGAAAACAUGAGGGCCCAGUCAGCAAUCGGGGAUGUGGUGUGCAGCACGCCACAUCACCUUAAGGGGACCAUUCUGGCUAAAGUCAAGCGGGAUGUCCUCUGCCCGUCCCAUGCAGACAUUAACCUGGAGGAGCCGUCAAAGUCACUGGAUAUGGUUGUUACUCCGUCAUCCAAAGUGUCCCAGAGUCCCAAGCUGAUUGACGCCAAAGAUGACGCCAAGAUACCGACACCGUCUCACCUUCCCAACAGUCCUUGUGUGGAGCACUGUUCCUGUCACAAUCACCCUGUGGCUGGCUUUUUGAUGCAUUGUCAGGACAGAGGAAUUCAAAAGGUAUCAGAUAUCGGAAUACUCCAGCAAAGCCCCACGAAACUGGUCAUGACGGGAAAUAUGAUUCAGAAACUCUUGAAGUAUGAUUUUGUCACAUAUGACAGUUUAGAAUUGCUGAACCUGGCGAACAACAGAAUCGAUUACAUUGAUAAUGAAACUUUCCUCAGCUUGAGCAGUUUGAAAAAGCUGUAUUUGAAUGGCAACCGCAUUGAAAAACUGUUCUCCACAAUGUUUGUGGGGCUCCACAACCUUGAAUACCUGUAUCUGGAAUACAACCUUAUCAAAGAGAUUGCUCCAGGCACAUUUAAUCCCCUGCCAAACCUGAAGCUGUUGUCAUUAAAUAACAACCUGCUCAGCUCUCUUCCAGCGCAGAUAUUUCGCAAUGUGCCCCUCACCAAAUUAAACCUGAGGAAAAAUCUACUUAUGCACCUGCCAGUGAGCAACGUGCUUGAUCAACUUGACUCGCUGGAGCAGAUUUCUUUAGAGGACAACCCCUGGGACUGCAGCUGUGACUUGCUCAGCCUCAAACAAUGGGUGGAGAAACUAAGAAAGGACACAGUGGCGGGCUCCAUUUUGUGUGUCACCCCAAAGAAAGUGAUGCAGGAUGAACUGCGAAACCUUCGUCAUGAGGUGCUGUGUCCCGGGUUAGGGACCUACUACCCGAUGUCCCCAGGUGGGGAGGAGAGCGUGACUGCUACUCUGGGGCCUGAUAGCGCUGGCAAGGGUUUGCUCAGUUCACUCACAGACACUGUCCCACUCUCUGUGCUCAUCCUAAGCCUCCUUAUGUUUGUCCUCAUGAUUAUAUUCUGCUCAGCCGGAUUGGUAGUGUUUGUGGUGCACCGGCGGCGUAGAAGGGCAAAGAAAAAAGCAGCAGAGGAGCAGCCCAGGGAAAACAACAGCAGCAGUCCCAUUCACUUACACUACAGCAUGUACGGGCAGAAAACAACACACCACACUCUGACACAGAGAACAGGGUCUGCUUCUCUGUACGAGGAGAGAUCACACAGUCCCAUUGUGCAGAUCUGCCGCAACCCCACCUACUGCUCCCAGCACAAGGAGCACGACGCAGAUUUGGAUUAUGGCCUCGACGAACCUAGCGUCAAGCAUCACGUGUGCCGGAGUAUCAUGGAGAAGGAGAACACGUCCCCGCUCACAGGAAACCCAAGCUCAAAGUUCCGCCCCAUGACAGGAGAGUGUCCCGCCGAGUUCGUCACUCUCGGAAACCCCAACUCCCUGUACAGGAACAUUCUGGAGAGGGAGAAGGAGCUGCAGCAGCUUGGAAUAACAGAGUACCUUAGGAAAAACAUGCCCCAGCUUCAGCCUGACAUGCAGGUCCCGGGGCACCAGGAGGAGUUAAAGCUAAUGGAGACAAUUAUGUACUCGCGACCACGCAAGGUCAUGCUUGAGCAAACUAAGAACGAGUACUUUGAACUUAAGGCUAACCUGCAUACUGAGCCAGACUACUUGGAGGUUCUGGAGCAUCAAACUGCAUUUAACUGAGCUUGAUCAGAGGAAAAAAAACAAAUAUAUACAUUAUGUUUUCAACCAAGUGCCUUGUCCUGUUUGCCCUCCUGUACUUUCCACAGUGUGAAAUAUAUAUCAUGGGCACAUUGCUUUAAGUUUAUUGUAGCACAGAAUGUAACUGGCUGAGAUUUUGUUACCUUUGUAUCUGUUGACAGCAAGGGGUCGAGUUUAAUCACGACAGGACGUAUCGAUUCUUUGGACAACGAUACCACAAAGUCUGCCAUGAUACGAUUUCAAUUGGUUUCAGUUCAGGGGCCUGCGAUCCACGUGAGAUGAUAUCACAUGCCUGUUUAACACAGUCGGUCAGAGAAGACGACGCCGCCCCUUUCUUUUUUGCUUCUGGCCACAAAAGACAAAAAUACAUAAACAGAUGUAAAUAACUGUAAGUGCUUAAGUGCAGUAAGGUUUACUUUAAUAUGCAUAAAACAUGACCUGACAACAAAAGUAAACAUGAACAUGAACAAAAGGAUAACAUUUGGCCCAGUGUUUUUUUGCGAGUCAGACAUUAUUAGCUUCAAGUCCCCAUGAAAUGAAAACUACAUUUUUCCAGUUUUAAGUUUGAGUACCUUUGCUAACUGAUCAUUUACCUCGUUAUACGACAAAUAUAUGCCUGCACUCAGGUGUUUACAAAAGUCCAUCCAGUCAAAUUUGGGUGACGAGUUAGCCACACCAGUCAUAUAAAAACCGCACUUCACCAUUUGUGGCUUGUAGCUAGCUAACAGAGCAAUAUGAAGAGAGAAAGAGACGUAUGCUGCCCCCUAUUUAGCGAUCCAAUCAAAGGCAAAUAAUUUGAUGUAUCUAUUGUAACUGUUUAAUUUGGAAAUAUGUCUUAGAACAGAAGCUAAACAUGCUCCAACUUUAAGCACUUUUACAUUGCAUAAAUUAGCCUUGCAGCUAGCGGACUUUUCCUUUUCACCGAUCGCAACAAAAACAUGCAUUAUAUAUGCUUUUUCUCUUUACUCAGAAUUGGUUCAAAGUAUGUUUGUUUUAGCUUUGCAUUGUUGAAACAGAGCAGCUAAUGUUUUCGUAGCGAGAGCAACAAGUUAGCGGAGUAGCGACGCAUGGUCGGGUCAGGUGAGUGUUUUAUUGCCUCGCGACCUAGUUUGCACACAGCACGUGCUUUGUCUGCUGACCCGUCUUUUCACCGGAAUUCAGGAGAGUAAAUAUCCGUGUCGUCUUCUUCUUGGCUGCUGGCCAUUAUUUGGUGCUGAUUCACGGUGACGCACGUAUGCCCCUGGACAUUUCAAAAUAAAGAUGUUAAAGUAUGUUAGCAUUGAUGAUAUUGGAUCGUUGAUCAUUGAAUCGAUACAUGGAUGGAUCGUUACACCCCUAUUGACAGCCAUGUUAUGUAGCUGGGGGAAGGUGUUAGACAUUUUGGCCAAAUGUAACUUAGAGUGAAGAAGCUAUCGCAGUGUGUUGAGCAGGCCUGGGUUGAAGCCCUCUUUAAAAUCAAUCAGCUUUUGAUGAUUGAUUAAAUUUCCAUGGCGCACUGCCACCAAAAUGAAUUGAUCUGCACAGCUCACACACACCCCCCAUCUGACAUCCCAAUAGGAUAAAGCAGAUGCUUGGAGAGGAGUGAGUGAAUUUCAAUCACCACUUGACCCAGAAUUGCUGUUUAAUCAGUCUAUCCUGACUCUGGGUAUGACCUGAUUACACCCUCUGUCAACAUAAGCCAGCUGGAAUGCUGUAACCAGAAUGCUCAUUGUGCCGUAGAGUCAGCAACAUGCCAACUGUAUAUUGGAGAACAGUGAUAGGAGCGUGGUGCCACUGCUAUUUUCCUGUCACUAUAUUUUGUUUUGGAUCGAUUCAGCACACUGCACAGUCGCAGUCAUAGGUCUUUUAUUUAUUUUUAUACAAACUGGUGACAUUCACAGAAAGGAUGUUUUAUUUUCUCUCAGUAAAUACAGCACUUAAAGUACAGUAUAUUAUACACAACUGUAAUCUUGUAAAAAUGCAUUGCACUAAUCAAAUGCCAUAAGAUGGUGCAUGACAAUCAACAGAGUCCUGCUGAUUAUUUUUUUUUGUUUGUUUGUUUUUAUUUCUGCCAGAAAAAAUGAGCCACAAAUGUGUAUGAUCCCUCAGCGUGUGUUUUGUGCGUGCAAGCGUGUGUGAGUUUCAUGUCACUGUUUUAUGUCUGAUACUCGAAACAGCAUUUAGGAACGCUGCUCCGUCCUCGUGCUGAUUGGCUGAACUGUUUUUGAACUGAUUAGAGGCGGGGCUUAUUUACCUGUUAGCACACGAAUGGUGACUGGCGAGCAUCAUCGACAGAGAGCUCCAGUUUUCCACGCAGACAACCUGCCGACCGACUCCAGCCAACUUUUCUCAGCUCACGUUGAAAGCAAUGGACUGCUGGCGACACAUUUUCAAUGUGGACGCUGUCAGAAUUUUCACUAAACACUCCAUUCAUACUCUCGGAAACAACUUUGAAACGGUUCAUGUAAGCACACACUCUGUAGCUUUUCUACUUAACUAGAUUUAAUUAUUUAUUCUGUAUAUUUUGUAUAUACUUACGUUCCAUUAUAUCUUUGGUUUUUGUGUGCCUUCAGUGCUGUACAGAAUAUAAACAGAAGUUGUAACUGAUAAACAGGAAAUAAAGA
This is a messenger RNA of Epinephelus fuscoguttatus (brown-marbled grouper), 5681 nucleotides long. RefSeq names its product SLIT and NTRK-like family, member 6 (gene slitrk6). NCBI's taxonomy places the organism in Eukaryota, Metazoa, Chordata, Actinopteri, Perciformes, Serranidae. The transcript is spliced from 2 exons. Gene Ontology annotation, molecular function: protein binding. Gene Ontology annotation, biological process: axonogenesis; regulation of presynapse assembly; positive regulation of synapse assembly. Gene Ontology annotation, cellular component: membrane. Bases 529 to 3060 code for a protein of 843 amino acids. The record is from RefSeq and is a predicted model, not a curated record.